Kuraishia capsulata CBS 1993 is the source of this 1197-nucleotide messenger RNA. RefSeq lists its product as uncharacterized. Gene Ontology annotation, biological process: protein farnesylation. The record is from RefSeq and is a predicted model, not a curated record. Gene Ontology annotation, molecular function: protein farnesyltransferase activity. Bases 1 to 1197 code for a protein of 398 amino acids. NCBI's taxonomy places the organism in Eukaryota, Fungi, Ascomycota, Pichiomycetes, Pichiales, Pichiaceae. The transcript has a single exon. Gene Ontology annotation, cellular component: protein farnesyltransferase complex.
AUGGAUUGGAAACUGAACAGAUUCGAUACCUUGGUGGAAAUGGUGUCUUUUCCAGCCCCUACAGACUCCACCGCAACCACGAGGCUGCAGUUGGAGACGGAAACACCUAUACGAGAAUAUUACGAAACAAUUCUUGAAGAUGGUUCGCAGAGCAUGCCCGAACUGACAAUUGGUGAACACGUGAAUUUCUUGAAGUAUUUUCUGCUGAACGAACUUCCAGCCCCAUACAAGGCAUACGACGCAUCUCAUCCAUGGCUGAUGUAUUGGUUGACCAAUGGACUAGAAUUGCUGAAAGUGGACUUGAGUGAGUACUACAAACAGAUCUCGAAUACCGUUAUCUCGUAUGGUAGCGCUGGAAUGGGUGGUGGCAUGGGCCAAAUCCCUCACGUGGCCUCCACUUAUGCUGGUCUCAUGACCUUGGCCAUUACCGGAGAAAACUGGAAAGACAUUGACAGAAGAGGAACGUAUGACUGGCUCAUGAGUCUCAAAAACGCAGAUGGCUCGUUCAAAAUGCACUCGGAUGGUGAGACAGAUGCAAGGGCUGUUUACUGCGCUUUAUGUGUGGCACGGGUGCUUGAUAUCAUGACUUCUGAGCUCACAGAGAACACCGUUGAAUGGCUGUCCCGGUGUCAGACCUAUGAGGGUGGGUUUGGUGGAACCCCGGAUGAUGAGGCUCAUAGUGGAUACACUUUCUGUGCUGUGGCAGCUUUAUGUAUAUUGGACUCGCCGAAAAAUCUGAAAUCGAAGUGCGAUUUGGACCGGCUGGUGGACUGGAUAAGUGCCAGGCAAUUGCCCGUGGAAGGUGGGUUCCAAGGGAGGACUAAUAAACUGGUGGACGGCUGUUACUCACACUGGACGGGUGGAUUGGUUCCAUUGAUAGAGAUGUGUCAGCCUGAAUAUUUUGACAAAAUUAUCUCCAGAGAAGCUCUCGAAAACUACAUCCUAUGCUGCUGUCAGGCCCAAAACGGUGGUUUAAGAGAUAAGCCCGGCAAGAGCCCAGACUUCUACCAUUCCAACUACGUUCUGUGUGGAUUGUCAAUGUGCGAGAACAAGUACGAAUUGAGACCAGAUAAUUUGUUUUCGUAUAAUGUUACGCCUUUGAAAGAGCCGACAGUGGUGGCUAUCGAUCCUAUUUUUGGUGUUCCAAAUGGCAAAGUUGAAAAAUUCAGGUCUUUUUGUGCGGCUCAGAAGUGGUAA